Gracilinanus agilis (Agile Gracile Mouse Opossum) is the source of this 1183-nucleotide messenger RNA. RefSeq names its product cardiotrophin 1 (gene CTF1). The transcript is spliced from 2 exons. The record is from RefSeq and is a predicted model, not a curated record. Bases 88 to 729 code for a protein of 213 amino acids. NCBI's taxonomy places the organism in Eukaryota, Metazoa, Chordata, Mammalia, Didelphimorphia, Didelphidae.
UCCUUUCAAAUAAUAGGGUAGGGUAAAAUUGGCAUAAGGGGAGAAUGUGGAACCAAGCCAUGAAUUAGUCACUAAAGAUAGUAUACUAUGGGAGGAGGGGAAACCUGUCAUGUCAAGGGACUUGGGUUUUGCUCCCUCCUCAUCCCUCCCCUGUCCCCUCCAGUGGACUUACAGUCCCAUUCCUCGGCCUCAUCUUUCCCCCACCUUGAGGCCAAGAUCCGUCAGACCCACAGCCUUGCAAAGCUCCUCACUAGCUAUGCUGAGCAGCUGCUUCAGGAAUAUGUCCAGCACCAAGGGGACCCAUUCGGGCUGCCCAGCUUCUCUCCCCCAGAGUUACCAGUGCCUGGGCUCAACUCCCCAGCCCCAACUCAUUCAGGGCUCCCCACCCUUGAGCGGCUGCAGCUUGAUGCAGCUGCCCUGAACUCACUGUCCCCACUGCUGGACACCAUCUGCCGCCUCCAGGCUGACCUCAAUCCUUUCGCUAGCCGGCUUCUCCGACGGCUAGAAGAUGCCUCUCACCAGUCAAGGGCACUUGGGAAUGCUAUAGAGGUUGUUCUGGGGGCACUAGGUGCAGCCCCAGGGCCCCCAGGGCCCCACCCCAUACUCCCUGAAUCUCCUGGGGUCUUCCUGAUUAAGUUGUUAGGCUACAGAGUAUGUGGGUUGUACCAGGAGUGGGUAAGAUGCACAGAAGGUGACAUGGGUCAGCUGAUGAGGGAAGGGCUAGGCUGAGAAAGAAACCCACCUCACCCUACAUCUUUCCCCAUGAAGGGCCACCAAUUAGCUUCCUUCUCACCCCAUCCUCAUCUUGGGUCACCAUCCCUUCACCAGCACAUCUUUUUGUUUUCUCCAGUUCAUUCUCUCUUCCCCUGCUAUUCAGCUUUGUAUUGGGCCCUAGGAUCAGUCAAUAUCACUACAGAAGAAAAUUCCAAGACAUUUCCCCAGAGGAGCCUUCAGCCCACCUUGUCUCCUACGACAUUACCCCUAAUGUAACCCCAGGCCCCCAUGGAUCUAUCUGGUUCCCUAUAACACUAGGCCCCUCCUUUUACCCCUCCAAACUUUUUUCCCUUCCUCAUUCCUCUAAUCCCCUUAUUCUAGCAACACGAAGCUUUGAGGUCUGUGAAAAAGGUUCCCUGAAAGGAGAUUUUUAUUUCUGAAAAUAAAUUAAGUUUUUGGUAAAAUAAAA